CGCGGCGGGCUUUAGGCGGCGGCGCCAUGGAGCGGCCCGGGAGCGCCGAGGGGGCCUGGGCCGCGCUGCUGGGCCGGCAGCACCCGCAGGCCCGGGAGUUCUGCCCGGGGGUGAACAACCGGCCCUACGUGUGCGAGACCGGGCACUGCUGCGGGGAGAGCGGCUGCUGCACCUACUACUACGAGCUGUGGUGGUUCUGGCUGCUCUGGACCAUCCUGAUCCUGCUGAGCUGCUGCUGCGCCUUCCGGCACCGCCGGGCCAAGCUGCGCCUGCAGCAGCAGCAGCGGCAGCGUGAGAUCAACCUCAUCGCCUACCACGGUGCCUGCCAGUACCCGCCCUCCUCGGGGGACCUCCGGCUGCUGGCCUCCUUCAAGCUCCCGGCGUACGAGGAGGUGGCGCAGCGCCCCGGGACGCCGCCGCCGCCCUACAGCCCCGGGAGCCCCUCGCUGUCGCCGGGCUCCUCCGGGGGCUGCAGCUCCUGCUCCUGUGGCUGCUCCUGCGCCUCCUCCCCCAGCAGCUCCUCGCUCUCGGCGCCGGCCACCGACGAGACGGACCCGGAGCCGGGCCCGGGCACGGGGGGUGGCAGUACUGGCCGUGACUACGGCUCCAGCAGCACCGGCACCGGUGCCAGCUGGGACCUGCCCCUGCCAGAGGAGCUGCCAGCCCGCGGGGGCCCCCCCAAACAAGUGCCCCCGGACUUGUGUGAGGCUGAGGGACACCCCUGCUCCAACACCGAGGGGGGUGAGGGUGGGGCAGGCAGAGCUGGGCCAGGGGGAUGCCCCGGGCGGCACCGGCGGCUCACGGGGGAUUCGGGCAUCGAGGUGGGCCGGGGUGUGGAGGAGGAGGAGGGUGAGCCUGAGGGCUGUGGGGGAGCAGGGGGUGGUGGGGGGCCCGGCUCACCUGUGCUGCCUGUCUGACCUCCCCCCACAGGACCCCCAACUGGGCUCUGGACUCAUCAGGGAGCCCCUGGGGGCCCCUCGCCCCGAGUGACACCCACCUUGCAGUGUGGUGGGGUCCUGCUGGAGCCCCCUCCCCUCCAAACUGCUCCUGGGGCCUCCCCUGUGAUCCCGGUGCUGCUGCCCGGGGGGGCCCCAUCGCCCGGGGGGUGCCUGAGGCCAUGGGGGUGGGUGGGAGGUCCCGGCGCGUUCUCUCACCAUUAAAGAGAUGUGGAAGUA
Molecule: messenger RNA, 1175 nt
Organism: Agelaius phoeniceus (red-winged blackbird)
Lineage: Eukaryota; Metazoa; Chordata; Aves; Passeriformes; Icteridae
Gene: WBP1
Product: WW domain binding protein 1
Molecular function (GO): WW domain binding
Source: RefSeq, a predicted model, not a curated record